Olea europaea var. sylvestris is the source of this 2158-nucleotide messenger RNA. RefSeq lists its product as uncharacterized. The coding region runs from base 1102 to 1476 and encodes 124 amino acids. The record is from RefSeq and is a predicted model, not a curated record. The transcript is spliced from 6 exons. NCBI's taxonomy places the organism in Eukaryota, Viridiplantae, Streptophyta, Magnoliopsida, Lamiales, Oleaceae.
AGAUAUGAUGUGAUAUCACAUUCUGAUUAUGUUAUGAAUGGACAUCGAUUUCAUACAACCGGUGUUUCUAUUGAAGCACAAACUAUUUGUCGAUCUAGCGUGAAGGAUAUAAGCCAUGUAGUUGGUAAAAUAUCUUAUUAUGGGGUUAUCAGAGACAUAAUUUUACUAAAUUAUCGUAGUUUUAAAGUUCCUUUGUUUCAUUGUGAUUGGGCAAAUAUAGAUAGUGGAGUCAAGAUUGAAGAAGGAUUUACAUUAGUAAAUCUUCAUAGAGGACAAUAUCAAUUUGAAAGAGAUCCAUUUAUUUUAGCAUCACAAGUAAAACAAGUUUUUUAUUUUAGAGAGAACGAUUCAUCUAGUUGGUAUAUUGUAUUAAAGGCACCUGCAAGAGGAUUUCAUGAGUUAGAAAAUUAUGAUGAGGAGGCUUAUACUCCAUCCACAUUAGAUACAUUAAGACUUGAUACGAUCGUUGAAGAUGAAAGUUAUGUAAGACAUGAUUGUGAGGGCAUUGAUAUUGAAUAUGGUAAUUGUAUAUCUUUAAUAUUCGUUCUUGCUCUGUUUUAAUUUACUAUUUAUGUGAUAUCGUAUUGAUGCUAAUGUCUGUAAUGUCUCUAAUUUGAUUAUGUCUUGCUUUAUUUUUGUAGAUAUAAAUGAUGAAAGCUGAGUUUUGUAGAUGUGAAUGUUCGUACGAGUGGACAAAAGAUGACAAACACUGGUGAAUUAUCUAAUCAAGGCUAUAAAAAAGCAAAAUGAGCUAAAAAAGCUUCAAAAGUUAUUGCUACAAGAGAAGGGAAUGAAGGGAUAAGAAUAUCAGAGGAGGUUCUAAUUCUAUUCCAAACAUACAAGAAAAUGAGGUGCAACAUGAUGUAGAAGUGUUACCAAAUAAUGCUAGUGCUACUAGAGAAGGAAAAAAGGGAAGGGGUUGAGCAAAAUUGAAUUAUCUCAACAAGGGAAAAUGUGCAAAAGUACCAGUAGAGUUUAACGAAAGAGGGCAGCCAAUUUGUAAAGGUUCAACUAAGUUAUCAUCAUUUAUUGGGACCACAGCUAGGGAACUUAUACCAAUUACAUGGAAAAAUUGGAAAGAUAUUAGCGAAAGUCUUCUUGAUGACAUAUGGGAGCUUGUGCAGAGGGAAAACAAUUGGCAUGACACGAGUUGCUGCUCUCCUCAAGCCCGAUAAUGUUGAAUCAAUGGAAAAAUGGCGAGCAUUUGUCAAAGAAUGCAAUUCGCAACCGUAUCAGGAAAUGAGUGAAAGAUUCAAAAAGAUGAGAGCAAAUCAAAAUAUAAUGCAUACAACAAGUAGAAAGGGCUUUGCUCGUUUAGAAGUUGAAAUGCGUGCCGAAAGUGAAGACCCAGAUUCCAUAACAAGAGAUGAUGUUUAUAUUCGAGGACAUACGCGAAGAAAUGGUUUGCCUAUUAAUGAAUCAGCUGGCGUGUUCAGAGACGAUUACCUCUCUGGACCAACACUCCCUCAAAGAUGAUGGUGUUGCUAGAGUUGUUGGUCCAGAACAUCGCGGACGAUUAAGAGGUCUUGGUUUCAGUGCGACUCCUUCAAAGUUGAAUGCUUUGGUGCAUAAUCAUGACUUGCAAACUCAAGUCCAAGAAUUGAGAGAUGAAAUUAAAGAAUUAAAAGCUUUGUUUCAAAUGAAGAGUAAGAUUGUUGUACAAGAAGAUGACGUAAGUAAAAAAAGCUGAAUGUUAUUCUAAAUUACAUAUACUUUCUAUAUUCAAAAUAAUAAAUUGUACAAUUGCAUAUGAAUUUUAUAGCUUAGAGACAAAAGCUUGAAUGGUUCAGAUAACCUUCAAAAUAAGAAAUCCAAAUUGUUAUCUUGGUUUCGGAAAGCUGAUAUUGUUGCAAAAGGUGAAAUCGCAUCAACAAAUCCAAGUGAUUUAGUGCAUCAUGUACCACUUGGUAAUGAAUGUUGGAGACUUUGGGUUAAUGAAGUGAUUGAUAACAUCAGUUUAUAUCAUCCUACACGUGAGCUUUUUCUUCUUGAAGAUGCAUUAGGAAGUACAAUAGCAUGGCCCAUUAGGUACAUCGAAGUGGAUUCGUUUUAAUCACAACAAAGGUAUGCUUGACUUCUUUUCUAUUUUAAUUCCAUUUACAUUUACAUUGAAUCUCAAUUGAAGACUAGGUUGCUUAAAAUCAAGAAGUUGAUGGGC